Puntigrus tetrazona (Sumatra barb) is the source of this 2505-nucleotide messenger RNA. RefSeq names its product basic helix-loop-helix family, member a15 (gene bhlha15). The coding region runs from base 253 to 807 and encodes 184 amino acids. The transcript has 2 exons. The record is from RefSeq and is a predicted model, not a curated record. Lineage: Eukaryota; Metazoa; Chordata; Actinopteri; Cypriniformes; Cyprinidae. Gene Ontology annotation, molecular function: protein dimerization activity.
AGCUCACGGGUGAGUCGAGACGAAACGGAUCCCUCCUUUGAUUGGCCACAAAAGCGCUACGUGGACAUCGAGCAGCAACAGGUAGAGCGCGUGACCGUUAUCAUUUCAUUCUGACUGCGGCUGGCAGGAGGACAACAGCGCUUCGCGUCAACCCAUUAUCGCUCUCCUCAAGCCUCUUAUCGCGCUCAAAUCGCCACGAGUUUGGCGGACAUUUAUUUCGAGGGCCUACACCAGGGUGUGGGUGAGCCAAGUAUGAAGUCCAAAGGAAAGGGGUCAAAGCGGGGCAGACAGUCUUGGGCAGAGCAGGACGACCCAGACUUUACGCUGGAAACAGAGCCAGGUUCCAGUGAGCAGGAGGGUUCAGAGGCGUCCGUGAGGCUGGGAGGCACAUGGAGAACACUGAGGGGUGAGAGGCACAGCAGUUCCCGCGUGGCCAAACGUCGCAGGCGGCAGCACGGCAGCGCUAAGGAACGCAACGUCCGCAGGCUGGAGAGUAACGAGAGAGAGAGGCAGAGGAUGCACAAACUCAACAAUGCCUUUCAGGCCCUGCGGGAGGCCAUUCCUCACGUCAACACGGACAAGAAACUUUCCAAGAUCGAGACGCUCACGCUGGCAAAGAACUACAUCAAGGCAUUAACCACAAUCAUCCUGGGCAUGUCAAACGCCUGCCUGCCUCACGCCGAGACUGACAUGGAGGCUCAUGCCUCCCGGCUCCUGCAGUGCUAUCAGCAGCAUCUACAGGAGGAGGGAGAGGAAGAUCUGUCCAACUACCUGAGCCACAUUCACAGCUUCAACCAAGGCAGCUAACGCACGCUGCCACAGACUCAAAUAGUGCUGUGUAAAUACACGCGUGAUGAUGAACUCACAAAAGGGUCCAUCUGAAUGACCCCGAGUUUACAAGCUAAAGCUGGUUCAUAAACGGGCUCAUUUACGUACAGAGUAUGCACCGAUUAUUUUGCCCACAAACAAUGAGGUAGUUAUUUUCCAACAUCAGUCUUUCUUAGAGUUACUAGCAGUGAACUCUUUGGAUUAUGAAGGGACACAAUUUUCUGGCCAAUAGUGUAGUUCACCCAAAAAACGUCACAAAAGAAUAUGUUUUGCUCAAAUAGUGACAGUCAGUGGACCCUUUAUUGUGUGGGCAAACAAAACAAAAUCUUCUUUCUUUGUUUUCCAUACAGUCAUACAGGUUUGAAACGUCCUGAGGGUGAGCAAACAAUAAAAAUAAAUUUUUUUUGGGUGAACCAUCCCUUUAACAGGGUAAGUAUUUCAUAUUAAAAAUGCAAAGUUUCGGAGCAGAUUUAAUAUUUAUUGAGAGGACACAUACCAUGCACAUGUGACACUGAGAGGAGUUCAAUGUACUCAAAUUAAGACUCUUUACCCUGUUAUUUGUCUAUAUUUAAUAAUUUCAAACUAUAUUAUCCUUUUUUUUUCUAUUGGUUUCUCUCAUGCCUUCAUAAUAUGUACAGAAGCAACCAUAAAUAAUGCCCUAUAGGACGUCACACAAUUAAUCCAGUUUCACAUAUAAUAUAAUAAAUUACCCAUAAAUAUUCCAAAUUUAUACAUCCACAUGUACAAUAUAACUUAGCAGAAGAGGAAUAAAACCAUUUGGAAAGAUCUGUUAUAAACACUGUUACUUUUUGAAAUUUGUGCUGCCUUUAAAUGGAAUUAAACCACUUAUAUAUCUAUAAAUGAAAUAUGCUGACAUCCUGAGAAAUGUUUCACAACAUUGUCAUUUUCAUCACAUUUUCAAGUGCAAAAUAAACAUUGCACUCUUUCAUCAAUGACAACAGCAAAUUAAGUGUCUGAACGUACACUACCAUUCAAAACUUAAAGGUCGGUAAGAUUCACAUGUAUUUAUUUAUUUUUUUAAUCUCACCACUGCUUUUAUUUGAUAAAAUAAAUAUUGUGAAAAUUCUGUCAUAUUCAUUCAGCUAUGCUGAUUUUUUUUUUUGCACUUUGCGGAUAUAUAACAAAUUCUUAUUAUCAAUGUUGAAAACGGUAAAGCUGUUAAAUUAUUUUGUAGCAACUUUUUAAACAUUAAACCUUUGAACAUUAUGUAGGAAGUUCAAAAGUACAGCAUUUAUUUUUGAAACAGAAAUCUUUCACAAUAUAAUCCUUCACUCUCAUUUUAGUCUUUUUUUAUAUCUUUGCUGAAUGAAGUAUGAAUUUCUUAAAAAAAACAAAAUAAUCAUAAAAAAAUCUUACUGACCCCAGAUUUUGGAACUGUAGUGUAUUUGUACAGUACCACUGUGCCGUCUCCGCUUUGAAUAAAUACAUAACCCGAUACAAGCAGAUGAUGAAAGUAUUAAAGACUUUUAUGCUUAAACCGAUGUCUAGCGGCAUUGCAGCCUAGCCGUAAAAUUCCCCGAAGCAGGUGUUUGUUUAAAAAUGUUGUUUGUGUGUGAUGUUCAAUAUAAAAUGCUUUAAGUGUACCUACAUUAGCUUACACUGUGACCUUUUGUAUUUAAUGCCCCUGAAUUCAAAUAAAAAAAAAAAAAAUGCAAA